This is a messenger RNA of Aspergillus heteromorphus CBS 117.55, 2821 nucleotides long. Its product is annotated as H(+)-transporting V0 sector ATPase subunit a. Bases 1 to 2562 code for a protein of 853 amino acids. The record is from RefSeq and is a predicted model, not a curated record. Gene Ontology annotation, molecular function: ATPase binding; proton-transporting ATPase activity, rotational mechanism. The transcript is spliced from 4 exons. Gene Ontology annotation, biological process: proton transmembrane transport; vacuolar acidification. Lineage: Eukaryota; Fungi; Ascomycota; Eurotiomycetes; Eurotiales; Aspergillaceae. Gene Ontology annotation, cellular component: vacuolar proton-transporting V-type ATPase complex; fungal-type vacuole membrane; vacuolar proton-transporting V-type ATPase, V0 domain.
AUGGCUCCGAAGGACACCUUCUUCCGCUCGUCGGAUAUGAGCUUGACCCAGCUCUAUAUCGCGAAUGAAAUCGGACGAGAAGUCGUCAGUGCUCUGGGAGAGCUUGGCCAGGUCCAAUUCAGAGAUCUCAACCCCGAAACCAAUGCUUUCCAACGGACUUUCACGAAGGAGAUUCGCCGCCUCGAUAAUGUGGAGAGACAGCUGCGCUACUUCCACUCCCAGAUGGACAAGGCCGGCAUCCCCAUGAGGUCUUCGUCUGAAUUCUCGGACACCCUGGCGGCUCCUCUGGCUUCUGAAAUCGACGAGCUCGCGGAACGGAGCGAAAGCCUCGAGCAACGCAUCGCCUCCCUGAACGACAGUUACGAGACCUUGAAGAAACGUGAGGUGGAGUUGACCGAGUGGCGCUGGGUGCUUAGGGAAGCUGGUGGUUUCUUCGACCGGGCACACAGUCACACGGAGGAAAUCCGCCAGUCCUUUGACAAUGACGAAGCUCCUCUUCUCCACGAUGUCGAACAGCAGACUCACCGCGGCACGAACGGCGACGCGCAUGGCCAGCAAUCGUUCCUUGAGAUGAACAUCGGGUUCGUGUCCGGUGUCAUUCCCCGGGACCGCAUUGGCGCCUUCGAGCGCAUCCUGUGGCGUACCCUGCGUGGUAACCUUUACAUGAACCAGUCCGAGAUCCCCGAGGCCAUCAUCGACCCGACCAACAACGAGGAAUCCCACAAGAACGUCUUCGUGAUCUUCGCCCACGGAAAGAGCAUCAUCGCUAAGAUCAGGAAGAUCUCUGAGUCUCUUGGUGCCUCCCUCUACAGCGUCGACGAGAACAGCGAGUUGAGACGCGAUCAGAUCCAUGAGGUGAACACCCGCCUCGGCGAUGUGGGCAAUGUCUUGCGUAACACCAAGAAUACCCUCGACGCGGAGCUCACCCAGAUCGCUCGCUCGCUUGCGGCGUGGAUGAUCAUUGUCAAGAAAGAGAAGGCUGUCUACGAUACGCUCAACAAGUUCUCCUACGAUCAGGCGAGAAAGACCCUCAUUGCGGAAGCGUGGUGUCCCACCAAUUCGCUGGCCUUGAUCAAGUCGACCUUGCAAGAUGUCAACGACCGUGCUGGGCUGAGCGUGCCUACUAUCGUCAACCAAAUCCGGACCAACAAGACCCCUCCCACCUACGUUCGGACCAACAAGUUCACCGAAGCCUUCCAGACUAUCGUCAAUGCCUACGGUAUCCCGAAGUACUCGGAAGUCAACCCCGGAUUGUACACAGUUGUCACGUUCCCCUUCCUGUUCGCCGUCAUGUUUGGUGAUUUCGGUCACGGUGUCCUGAUGUUCUUGGCUGCUUCCGCUAUGAUCUUCUGGGAACGCAAACUGCAAAAGACCAAGUUGGACGAGCUGACGUACAUGGCCUUCUACGGUCGUUACAUUAUGCUCAUGAUGGGUCUCUUCUCCAUGUACACCGGCUUGAUCUACAACGAUAUCUUCUCCAAGUCGUUUACCAUUUUCCCCAGUCAGUGGCAGUGGCCGGAUGAUAUCAAGCCGGGGCAGGCGGUUGAGGCUUCUUUGAAGGGAAGCUAUCGCUACACUUUUGGUCUUGAUUGGAAUUGGCACGAGGCCGAGAACUCUCUCCUGUUCUCGAACAGUAUGAAGAUGAAAAUGAGUAUCUGUCUUGGUUGGGCUCACAUGACUUACGCUCUUUGCCUGCAAUAUGUCAACGCUCGGCACUUCAAGUCGAAGGUUGACAUCAUUGGUAACUUCAUUCCCGGCAUGAUCUUCUUCCAGUCCAUCUUCGGCUACCUCGUCCUCACUAUCAUCUACAAGUGGUCUGUUGACUGGCAUGCCAUCGGCAAAUCCCCUCCGGGUCUUCUGAACAUGCUUAUCUUCAUGUUCCUUUCCCCCGGUACCGUUGAAGAACAGCUCUACCCAGGCCAGGCCGGUGUGCAGGUUGUUUUGCUCCUCCUUGCGGUCGCUCAAGUGCCAGUCAUGCUCUUCUUCAAGCCCUUCUACCUCCGCUGGGAACACAACAGCGCCCGCGCCCACGGCUACCGCGGCCUCGGCGAAGAAUCCCGAGUCAGCGCCCUCGACGACAGCGAGCUAGACGGGCGGCCCCGCGACAGUGUCGCCAGCGACGGCGAAGGCGUGGCCAUGAUCGCGCAGGACCUCGGCGACGAGGAGCACGAGGAGUUCGACUUCUCCGAGAUCAUGAUCCACCAGGUCAUCCACACCAUCGAAUUCUGUCUGAACUGUAUCUCCCACACCGCCUCCUACCUGCGUCUGUGGGCCCUGUCUCUCGCCCACCAGCAGCUCUCCAUCGUCCUCUGGGACAUGACCCUCGGCGGCGCCUUCGAGCAGGAAUCCCCCGCCAUCCGCGUCAUCAUGAUCGUCGUCACCUUCUACCUCUGGUUCACCCUCACCAUCGCCAUCCUCUGUGUCAUGGAGGGCACCAGUGCCAUGCUUCAUUCCCUCCGUCUGCACUGGGUUGAGGCCAUGAGCAAGCAUUUCAUGGGUGAGGGCUUGCCUUUCGUCCCCUUCAGUUUCAAGACCCUCCUUGAAGAGGAUCCUGUCGAUUAGUCUAGUCUAGUCUUUUCUUGUAUCGUACAGUCUUCUCUUUUCUUUCUCUUUCUGUUUCUGUUUCUUGAGAAAGAACUUUUGGAUUAGCCAUGAAUGUUCCUAGGAACCAGACCGAAACUUGUUAUUUAUUUAUUCUAUUCCCUGUGGGAAUCAAGAAUAAAUAAAAUCUAGAUCUGAGUGGUGUCGCUUAUCCAUUUUUCUUCUCUUUUUCUUUUUUGGCUGUGCGAAUAGAUGAACAGGGAAUAUAUAUAAUAUCCGG